Myotis myotis is the source of this 772-nucleotide messenger RNA. Its product is annotated as keratin-associated protein 9-3-like. Bases 24 to 434 code for a protein of 136 amino acids. The record is from RefSeq and is a predicted model, not a curated record. Lineage: Eukaryota; Metazoa; Chordata; Mammalia; Chiroptera; Vespertilionidae. The transcript has a single exon. Gene Ontology annotation, cellular component: keratin filament.
CUCUCAAUCCAACUCCUGACACCAUGGCCUGCUGUCAAACUAGCUUCUGUGGAUUUCCCAGCUGCUCCUGUGGGACCUGUGGCCCCAGCUGCUGCCAGCCAAGCUGCUGCCAGACCAGCUGUUGCCAGCCAACCUGCUGCCAGACCAGCUGUUGCCAGCCAACCUGCUGCCAGACCAGCUGCUGUGGGACCGGCUGUGGCACUGGCUGUGGCCAGGAUUGUGGCUGUGGAGGUGUGAGCUGCCGCACCAGGUGGUGCCGCCCUGACUGCCGUGUGGAGGACACCUGCCUGCCCCCUUGCUGUGUGGUGAGCUGCACGCCCCCAACCUGCUGCCAGCUGCACCAUGCCCAGGCCGCCUGCUGCCGCCCAUCCUACUGUGGACAGUCCUGCUGCCGCCCAGCCUGCUGCUGCUACUGCUGUGAGCCCACCUGCUAAAAGCCAAGUUAAUGAUUUUCAACCUGAAGUUGCAACUUCCAACUCAAUCCAUGAACUAAUUAUUUCUUCAACCAUUCCUGGACUACUAACAAGUUCUGGAACUUUUAUUUGACUUUUGUUGUGGGAGUUAGCAAAUACUUGAGCCUUGCAGACCUGAUCUCCCCACUGAGGCUGCCAAAAUGUAAAUUUGACUCAAGAAAUGGGAAAACCAAUUUGCAUUGGGCUUGACCUUCAGCAAGCAUUUGAUCCCAUGCUCCAGGACUCAGUGCUGCCGAAGCCGGGCAAGAACUAUCUAUACUUCUUAGACGCGUUCACCUCCUCAAUCUACCAUCCUUCAA